Molecule: messenger RNA, 1332 nt
Organism: Dermatophagoides farinae (American house dust mite)
Lineage: Eukaryota; Metazoa; Arthropoda; Arachnida; Sarcoptiformes; Pyroglyphidae
Gene: Rpn7
Product: regulatory particle non-ATPase 7
Biological process (GO): proteasome-mediated ubiquitin-dependent protein catabolic process; translation
Cellular component (GO): mitochondrial ribosome; proteasome regulatory particle
Molecular function (GO): structural constituent of ribosome
Source: RefSeq, a predicted model, not a curated record
UUCGCUGAAUCAUUUUCGAUUGAGUCUUUUAAUUUUAUUUUUUUUUUUUUUUUUAUUUAUUUUUUUAUAAAUUCUUGUUCAAAAGCGAUCCAUAAGUAUAAACAAAAAUGCCAGCCGAAAAUCUAGAAGAUGAAAGCUUAGCUAAAAAUCCAAAUUUGGAACUAUCACAAUGGCUUUUCUUAUUAACCAUUGAAGAUAAUGCAUCAAUUCGACAAAAUCUUAUGGAUGCUAUCACUCAAAAUGACAUGGCACCUUUCUAUAAAAUGGUUUGUGAAACUUUAAAAUGGCCAAUUAACGAAGAACUUUACGAAAAAAUGAAAAAGAAGAAUGAUGAAAAAAUUAAAGAAUUUGAUUUUGCUAUUGAAGAUGCGGAAAAAAAUCUGGGUGAAAUGGAAGUUCGUGAAGCUAAUCUGGCCAAAGCCGAAUACUAUAGUAUGAUUGGCGAUAAAGAAAAUACAAUGUCUGCUUUUCGAAAAACCUACGAUAAAACAGUGUCGUUGGGCCAUCGUUUAGAUUUAUUGUUUCACAUUAUCCGUAUUGGUCUUUUUUAUUUGGAUCAUAAAUUGAUUUCUAUCAACAUCGAAAAAGCAAAAGAACUCAUUGAAGAAGGUGGUGAUUGGGAUCGUCGAAAUCGAUUACGUGUCUAUCAAGGUUUCUAUUGCAUCACCAUUCGUGAUUUUCAACAAGCUGCAUCACUUUUUUUGGACACAAUUUCAACGUUCACUUGCUAUGAACUUUGUGAUUACAAAACGUUUGUAGCCUAUACUGUUAUUACGGCCAUGAUUUCUUUGCCUAGAGUUCAACUCCGAAAAAAUGUCAUAAAAGGUGCUGAAAUUUUGGAAGUACUUCACGGAAAUCCCGAACUUCGCGAAUUUCUAUUUUCGCUAUACGAAUGCAAUUACAGUAAAUUUUUUGAGAAACUUUGCUGGAUCGAAUACUUUAUGAAAAAAGAUCGAUUGUUUCAGCCACAUUAUCGUUUUUAUAUUCGUGAAAUGCGUAUUCUUGCCUAUAAUCAAUUAUUGGAAUCGUAUCGAAGUUUGGAACUAAAAUAUAUGGCCGAUGCUUUUGGUGUCACUGUCAAUUUCAUCGAUCAGGAAUUGGCUCGUUUUAUUGCUGCUGGAAGACUUUUCUGUAAGAUCGAUAAGGUGAACGGUAUUGUCGAGACCAAUCGGCCGGAUGCCAAAAAUCAUCAGUAUCAGGCAUGUAUCAAACAUGGCGAUAUUCUAUUAAAUCGUAUUCAAAAACUUAGCCGUGUCAUCAAUAUAUGAAAAUGACACAGAAAAUUUUAUCUAAAUAAUAAUAAUAAAAUAAAAUAUAUAAAUUUUCCAAAGA